Molecule: messenger RNA, 1569 nt
Organism: Cucurbitaria berberidis CBS 394.84
Lineage: Eukaryota; Fungi; Ascomycota; Dothideomycetes; Pleosporales; Cucurbitariaceae
Exons: 1
Coding region: 1-1569 (522 amino acids)
Cellular component (GO): endoplasmic reticulum
Molecular function (GO): ubiquitin binding
Source: RefSeq, a predicted model, not a curated record
AUGGCGGACGCCGGCGUGGACAUCGCAGCCCUCACCGAAGACCAACAACUCGCGCUCCAAACAUACACGGCCGUCACUGACCAGGAAAUCGACAAAGCGAUACCCCUGCUGCAAAGAUGCCAAUGGAACGCUCAAAUAGCAAUCACACGCUUCUUCGACGGCGAACCCGCUGAAGACCCCGUCGCUGCUGCCACGGCCGCACAGCCCGCACCGCAAGACAUCCGCCGGCAAGAAACACUGCUCAACGGCUUCACAUCCUCCCCGCGAUCGUCGACCAGCAGCGCGAGGCGAGUACGAAUAGAACCCGCACCGAGGGUAGUGCCGCAACCAGAGAGCCAAGUCAGCACGCAAGUACCACUCGUGCUUGCAGUGCUGUUUGCGCCGCUGUCGCUGGUAUAUUCGCUGGUGGGGAAGUGGUUCAGGUUUAUGGGAUGGCUGUUCCCAUUCCUACCUAGGGCAUGGGGCCGCGUGACCGCAAGCAAUAUCAAUACACCUGCGUCAAGGCGAAGUGCGAGUGGACGGCGACCGCUGAACCCACGGGAUACGGCGGCGCGGUUUAUCCGCGAGUUUGAGGAGGAGUACGGGAGUCACCAGCUGCCGUUCUUCGAGAGCGGAUACGCGCAGGCUUUUGAUCUGGCGAAGAAGAACCUGCAAUUUCUGAUGGUGGUUUUGAUUUCGCCGGAACACGAUGAGACGGCGAGUUUCGUACGGGAUACUCUACUCUCUUCUGAGGUCGUCGAGUUCAUACGCGACCCUGCGAAUAGCAUCAUCAUCUGGGCUGGUAAUGUCCAAGACUCCGAAGCCUACCAAGUCGCCUCUGCGCUGAGCUGCACCAAGUUCCCCUUCACCGGCCUUAUCGUACACACGCCCCAAGUCUCUAGUACAGCUAUGGGCAUAGCGACGCGCAUAGCUGGGCCCACGCCGCCGUCGCAGUUCAUCUCUAAGCUGAGGACUGCUAUGCAACAACAUACCCAGCCAUUAGAAAGAGCCAGGAACCAAAGAGCAGAACAGCAGGCGACGAGGAACAUACGGCAGCAGCAAGAUAGUGCAUAUGAGAGGAGUCUGGCGACGGACAGAGAGAGGGCAAGGAAGAAGAAAGAAGAAGCGGAGCGCAAAGCGAGAGAAGAAAAGGAAGCUCUGGAGCACGAACGGGCUAUUGAGCUAUAUGCACAGAAUCUCGAUCAGUGGCGGAGAUGGCGCGCGUCUCUAAUAGCGAGCGAACCCGGCCCAGAUGAAAAGGAUAUCGUGCGGAUAAGUCUGCGCAUGCCCAACGCUGAUCGCGUCGUACGCAAAUUCGCUGCCGAUGCGCCUAUCGAGGAACUAUAUGCAUUCGUUGAGUGCUACGAUAUCCUCCAGUCCCCACAGGGGUCUUCAGAAAAGUCCGACAAGCCACAAGGGUUCGAGCACGAGUACAAGUUUCAACUCGUCUCGCCCAUUCCACGCGAGGUUAUCGAAUUCAAAGCAGGCGGCACGAUCAAAGCGCGCAUCGGAAGGAGCGGCAACCUCAUUGUCGAGCGAACGGAUCUCGAAGGCGACGAGGACGAGGAUGACGAUGAGGAUGACGAGUAA